GGAGCUGACGGCGCAUUAAUGAGACACUGGCCGGUUAGAGUUACAGGGAUGCAGUUUUAACCCAUAUUUCCCAACCCGCUCUUCUCAGGCUUGAUCUAAGGACUUGAACGCACCACAAACUGGAGACAAAUUCACCCUUUUUUUUAAACAUUUUUUUGAGUACAAACUUUUAGUGGAUUAAUUUAUUCUCAAGAAGAAGAAGAAGAAGAAGAAGAAGAAGAAGAAGAAGAAGAAAAUGCGCUUGGAACGAUUUCGCGUAAAGACGCCGGGGAUGGCAGCCCUCCUCGCCCGCUCUCUGCUUUGUAUAACGGGGCUGUUACUCACUGUUUCUCCGCCUGUCUGCGAGGCGUUCAACUUGGACGUGGAGAACCCAGCUGUUUACAGCGGACCCGCAGGGAGCUACUUCGGAUAUGCUGUUGACUUUUAUUUGGCUGAUUCCUCCAGUGUGAGUGUGGUGAUCGGAGCUCCCAAAGCCAACACGAGGCAGGUCAACGUUACGGAGGGAGGAUCCGUCUUCUACUGUCCGUGGAGCCUCAGCCAAACGGACUGUCACGACAUUGAGUUUGAUGUCGAAGGGGAUCGAACCGUCUUGCUGAACGAAACAGACCAUCAGAUCGAUUUCAAGUCCCACCAGUGGUUCGGCGCCACUGUGCGUUCACACGGUGACACAAUUCUGGCCUGCGCCCCGCUCUACUCUUGGCGGACCGAAAAGGACAUCCCCCGUUCUGACGCGACAGGAACCUGCUACCUCUCAGCCCGUAAUUUUACCAAGUUUGUCGAGUACGCUCCCUGCCGCACAGAGAUCAGUGAUGCGGUGGGACAAGGUUACUGUCAGGGAGGAUUCAGCGCUGACUUCACAACGGAUGGCAAAGUGGUGCUGGGAGGGCCGGGGAGCUACUUCUGGCAGGGUCAGGUGAUCUCUGCACCUAAGGAGGACAUCAUCAAGUCGUACUACCCAGGCUUUUUCAUGCAGUCUGUGGAGCGUCAGAUCCAGACCAAACAGGUCCGGGCUGUACAUGACGACAGCUAUCAAGGCUACUCUGUCGCUGCUGGGGAAUUCAGUGGUGAUCAGGUGGAGGAUUUUGUGGCCGGCGUUCCAAAAGGACUCAUGCUUUACGGUUCGGUGUCCGUUCUGAACGGUUCGGAUCUGAAGACCAUGAUUAACUACACCGGCGAGCAGAUGGGAUCUUAUUUCGGCUACGCAGUGGCGACGACAGACAUCAACAGUGACGGGAUGACCGACCUGCUGGUGGGAGCUCCCAUGUUCAUGGUCCGAGGCUCCGAUGGCCGCCUGGAAGAGAUGGGCCGCGUCUACGUUUACCUACAGCGAGGCCCCCUGAACCUGGAGCUCCGCCCACCUCACCUGACAGGCACCCAGGUGUUUGGGAGAUUUGGCAGCACCAUUGCACCACUGGGAGAUCUGAACCAGGACGGGUUCAAUGACGUGGCUAUCAGCUGUCCGUUUGGAGGGGAGGAUCAGCAGGGACUGGUCUACAUCUUCAACGGGCACUCAGAAGGACUCAGGGAAAAACCAUCUCAGGUGAUCACCGGCCAGUGGGCUGCCGGUACGAUUCCUGCCAGCUUUGGAUUUGCCCUCCGAGGUGCUAAGGAUCUGGACAGGAAUGGAUACCCAGAUCUCAUAGUCGGUGCCUUCGGUGUUGAUAAGGCUGUUCUCUAUAGAUCGCGCCCGAUUGUCAACGCCAGGGGCCAUCUGACAGUUUCCCCGACCAUGAUCAACCCCGAAGAGAAGAACUGCGUGGUCACCAGCGGAAACACGACCAUUCCUGUUUCCUGCGUCAACCUGAGUUUCUGCAUAUCUGCCGAUGGGAAGCACCUCCCAGACGUCCUAGAUUUCCAGGUGGAGGUGCAGCUCGACAGUCACAAGCACAAGCAGAAAGGUGCCGUGAAGAGGGCUUUGUUCUUGGAUUCCCAGCAGCCUUUGCUCCAGAUGAGUGUGAUGGUGCGGCAUGGCGACCGUGUGUGCAGGAACACAAAGAUCUACCUACGAGAUGAGAAAGAGUUCAGGGAUAAACUCUCCUCCAUUUAUGUGGCCUUGAACUUCAGCUUGGAUCCAGAAGCUGCAGCUGACUCCCACGGGCUGCGGCCUAUCCUCAACUAUCAGACCACCAGCGUGAUCGAGCAGAAGGCUCAGAUUCUGUUGGACUGUGGCGAGGACAACAUCUGUGUCCCCGACCUGAAGCUGGCAGUCCACGGGAACAGGAAGGAAGUUUACCUGGGCGAUGACAACUCGCUAACCUUGACUUUCAACGCCAGGAACGAGGGUGAGGGAGGGGCGUACGAGGCGGAGCUGUACGUGGUGCUCCCCCCUGAAGCUGACUACAGCGGUAUUUACCGCAAUAAUGAGAGCCUGACCCAGCUGACCUGCAGCUACGAGUCCGAGAACCAGACCCGAUACCUCAGCUGUGACUUGGGCAACCCAAUGAAGUCUGGUACCAAUCUGUGGGCGGGUCUUCGCUUCACGGUGCCGCGGCUGAAGGACACGCACAAGACGGUUCAGUUUGAGCUGCAGAUCCGCAGUAAAAAUGAGAACAAUUCCCACAGCGAGGUCGUUCCCUACAAGCUGGAGGUGGUUGUUCAGGCUGAUGUCAUCCUGCAGGGCGUGUCUCGACCAGAUAAGGUCUUCUUCCCGCCGGCCAACUGGAAGGUGACCAAAAACUACGAGGUGGAGCAGGACGUCGGGCCUGCGGUGGAACACAUCUAUGAGCUGGUGAACAACGGGCCCAGUCGGAUCAGCCACACCCGGCUCGAGCUGCGCUGCCCCCUCAGCGUCCAGGGUCAAACCCUCCUCUACCCCCUGGAGUUUUCCACGGAGGGCCCCAUUAACUGCACCUCGGACAAACACAUGAACCACCAUCGGCUCAAACUCCAGCGGACGUCCACGGAACCACCCAUCCUGGCGCUGAAGGCCAACGAGCACCACGUCGAGAGGAGGGACGUCCACAGGAAUCAGCUCGCCCACUUGACUAACCUGUCCUGUUCCAAUUCCGAGUGCUGGACGAUCGACUGCAACGUGGGUCUGCUGGAGAAGGGAACCACCGCCGUCCUUAAAGUUCGCUCCAGAGUCUGGGCCGAGACCUUCAUCGAGAGAUCCUACAAGCAGUACGUGCUGGAGUGCCUGGCCGCGUACAUUGUGGAGAAGAUGCCUUACGCCAUCCUCCCCAGACACUCUCCCAGCGGACACAAAAAGGUGGUGACGCCAGUGGUGUGGAACAAGCCCGAUAUCGAAAACUCGGUUCCUCUGUGGAUCAUCAUUCUGGCCAUCCUGGCUGGUUUACUGCUUCUGGCUCUGCUCAUCUACGUCUUAUACAAGUUCGGCUUCUUCAAGCGAUCUCUACCGUACGGCACCGCCAUGGAGAAAGCACAGCUCAAACCGCAGGCCGCGUCUGAAGCCUAGACGAACCUCCGGAGCCGCCAGAACACCCAGUUACAUACACGGCCGUAUGAUUGCAAAAAAAAAGAAAAAAAAAAAAGAAAGGAGAAAUGCGGAUGGAUCAUGUAGAGCGGAUCAGAAAAAGAGCAGAGACCACUGGAACUCCACUGUGCUGCACUAGAUGAAGACAAAAAAAAAAUCCAAAGAUCUCCACGCCAAAUGAAUGUUGUUGUUUUUUUGUUUUUUUUUUAAUUUAUGUCGUGUUUGUUGGCAGGUUGGGACUAUUACCAGAAAAAAAAAAAGAGAGACUGGCAAGAAAGUGACUGCAGAAGGCUGCCGUUAGUCUUUUCGAUGCAGUGAGAUGCCUGUUGAGUUUUCCUCUCGUGGAUUCUCGUGAUGGAGGCUUCUGUCUCACCCCUAACUGCUUUAUUCUGGUGCUAAUGAUGAUUUUUCACGAUGUGUUGAUGUCCACAUGUAGCGUGCGACAGCCAGGAGCUGUGAAUUAUGCUGCAGCCUCAAAGUAUUCUUCUAGAAUCUCCUGAACACAUUUGUUUUUUUGUUUUUUUCCAAAGAUCAGUGGCUACAGCGAAGACAAUAAUACCUGCUAGAUGUUGAAAUCUAUUUAAUAGACUCAGCUUUUAUCACAAAAUUGCAACACAAUCUAAACCUGGUCUGUCAGAGGUGUUCCCCAAUUAUUCUUUUUUUCUCCUGAUGCAUGCUGGGAUAGGCUAAACUCAGCAUUAGUGGGCGUAGAAGGAAAAAAAAAAAGCAUGGAUGGAUGUUUCUCAACUGUUCAUGGAAAAAAAAAAAAGAUCUCUCUCUGCCUCAGGUUGGUGGACAGCGCUGGGUUGAGUUGAGUUGUGUUUUUUUUUUUUUUUUUUUUUUUUUGCACUCAAAGGAAAUCUACUGAUUCUAAUUCCAAAGACACCUACAGACUGACUGACUGACCUUCCUUUGAGUUCUGAUUUUUUUUGACUCCUACUGAUCACUUUUUGUUUGAAUCCUGUUUAGUUUCAUGUUCAGAGUUCGCCGGCGUCGUCGUUGUUGUGUAGUCGACUGGGAUUGGGACUGGAACCACCGCAGACCUGUGAAAAAAACAAACAAAAAACCAAACCCCUCACAUCAGGUUUGAAGCGGCGUGGUGCUUCUGUCGCAAAAAGAGAAAAGUGGCGUUACUCCUAAAGAGUUAUCACUCUUCGCUCCUGGGUUCAUACAUCGAGGAGACGAUUUCCAAGCAGAUAACGCCAAAGAGUUAAAGUCGUAACGAACCAAAGACGGGACGAUCAGCAAUGUUGUAGCCUUGACGGAGAGUUUGAAUCCAUGUUUCUCAGCUCACAGCGUGCGUGUUACUGUGAGAUACUGUAUUUUUUUUGAUUGUCUUUUGAGUCGAAGCUGCACACGUGCAGAAAAAGAGAAGUGGCUGAAGUCAUCCCACUACCGAAAAAAAGACUACAGGGACUGAACGUUGUGUUGGUUUCUUUUAGUUUGUCGUGUACAUAGAUUUUUUUGUUUUUAACGUGCCUUAAAUGUAAAUACGUAAUGUCUGUGGGUUUGAGUGAGGGCUUGCGUGUAUAUAUGUGUGGUUUCAUGCGUACAUGCAUUUGUGUGAAUGGAAUAUUUAUGAAUGCUUGUUCUGUGUAUGAAUCGGUUAUUACCUUUCCCACUGCUUAGUCACGUUCAUCCCCGUCACCUCUGUAGCUCGAGAUCAUCGAGGUUAAGCCGUUCUGCACGACUAGUAGUCGUGAUGGCAUCGAUUCAGUCGGUAUUCAGGAUUGUUUUUAAGGUGCAGUGUGUAGGAUUAACGAGGAUCCAUUGCUAGAAAUUGAAGACAAUAUUCAUAAUGAUGCUUUUAUCAGUGUGUCAUCACCUGAAACUGAAAAUCUUUUUGUUUAUGUUAUCUUAAAAUGAGCUUAGUUGUCCCAUAAAGUCGUCAGUUACUUGUAGAUAAUCCACCAAAUGACUAUGAACAAGCUUGCCCGAGCUGGAAAUCACUCGACUGCUUUCUUGCAGGGACAUCAGGAGUAUUUCCUUCUCUACAUACAUUAAUUUCACGACAUACAAACUGAUUACAAAUACAUAUUUAUCAACAAUUUAAAUGCCUGUGGAGGAGGGUGAGACCUCACAGCCAGACGAUCCUACACACUGGACCUUCACAUGCAAGGCAGUGAUUAAAAUACUUAAAACCUCAGUGGAUAUAUGCAACAAAAAUAGAUAAAUAAAUAAAGUGACUAAGGCUGCCGUCCAGAUUUUGCAUCCAACAGGAUGUUUUGUACCUCUAACAAAAGGGAUAACAACUAGGCACUGGGAACUACAUGUCGUUUGGAAGUGCAAUAUUUAUAUUCACUCUUUUAUUUUUGUUGUUUUUAUUUUUACAGUGCUUUUCUUUUUGUUUUCAUGUUUUUAUUUGUGACUGCGUUGUGAUGAAUCAGAACUUUUUUUCAGUGUAUGUGUGAGAAGCACAAAGUCCAAAUCCUUUGUGAGUUUCUGGCUUUUCACUUUUUCACCUGCUUUUAAAUUCUUCACUAAAGUGUGAAACUUUAAAAGAUAAAAAAGAAAAAAAAAAAAAAAGGCUUGUUCCACUUCAGAUUUGCUCGCCACUUCAUUGCUGGACCACUUUUUUUUUUUAUUGUGUGUGUGUUUUUAUACCACAGAAACACAAACCGGCAGAACAUAUCGGAGUUGAACUUGGGUAUGUCGACACCGUUUGAUAAUUUAUGUGCUCUGUUGUCGCACCUGUCCAAACACCAACAUUACACAACUGUGUGUUUCACGUCUGUUCGCCUCUUCACACUCUCUUCUACUCUUAUCGGACAGAGAUUUACUAUUCGUCAAACAAGUCCGCAAAAAAAAUCCCCGUUUGGUUUGUAUGAAAAAAAUUCUUUACUGAACACGUUGACCCAUUAUUUAUAACGGCACGGGAUCAUUUUACUACUUCCUCCACAGUUACAUCCGGAGAAGAAGGCACUGGGUUUCUUUUUCUUUUUUU
Acanthopagrus latus (yellowfin seabream) is the source of this 6377-nucleotide messenger RNA. It is a transcript of the gene itga5, whose product is annotated as integrin, alpha 5 (fibronectin receptor, alpha polypeptide). Bases 236 to 3415 code for a protein of 1059 amino acids. Gene Ontology annotation, biological process: cell-cell adhesion; angiogenesis; cell adhesion mediated by integrin. The transcript has 30 exons. Gene Ontology annotation, cellular component: integrin complex; external side of plasma membrane. Gene Ontology annotation, molecular function: integrin binding. Lineage: Eukaryota; Metazoa; Chordata; Actinopteri; Spariformes; Sparidae. The record is from RefSeq and is a predicted model, not a curated record.